AUGAUGAAUAAAACGAAAAUCAACGAUGACAUCAUCUACUACUUGCCAAUGACUGCGUUCAGGUUUCCACAGUCAGACGAUGUUUACUUUUCAUGUUCGGUCGAAAUCUGCGAGUCAUGCCGAUUUCCGGGUCCUUGCAAUCUCAGGAUAAGGCGAUCGGUGAGCACCAACGGCGAUCGCGAUGCAGAUUGGUCGAGCGUCCUCAGUCAGUCCAGGUUUCAAAGUGUGGUACUGUAUGAUUCGAUGAGAAUCACCGAGGACGAAAGUAGUUUUCAUGAAAAUGAAGAACCGGAACCAUCUCUCCAUGAAGCCAACGAUGGUGUAAUGGGUUGUAUGUCAAGCACCCCUGAAUUUCCCAGUGAUGUGCAUCCAAACCUGUUUACUGUAGCAACCUGCGAUAACUCCGGUCGAGGAGCUGACGGUUACUUGGAGGUAACGCUGGACGAGAUCAUUUUCCACCAGCGACGUCAUGACGCCAUGCGUUGGCCGUUACAGUAUGUCAAGCGUUACGGCUACGACAACAACAUCUUCAGGUGA
Messenger RNA from Soboliphyme baturini, 537 nucleotides. The record is from the annotation of a GenBank genome assembly. Lineage: Eukaryota; Metazoa; Nematoda; Enoplea; Dioctophymatida; Soboliphymatidae.